This is a messenger RNA of Selaginella moellendorffii, 689 nucleotides long. RefSeq names its product voltage-dependent calcium channel type A subunit alpha-1-like. Gene Ontology annotation, molecular function: high voltage-gated calcium channel activity. Lineage: Eukaryota; Viridiplantae; Streptophyta; Lycopodiopsida; Selaginellales; Selaginellaceae. The record is from RefSeq and is a predicted model, not a curated record. Gene Ontology annotation, biological process: calcium ion import across plasma membrane. Gene Ontology annotation, cellular component: voltage-gated calcium channel complex; membrane. Bases 135 to 566 code for a protein of 143 amino acids. The transcript is spliced from 6 exons.
UCUGUUGGUUUUCUAUUCUCUACUCGGCACGCAGUUCUUGCAAAACUCGUUGAAUCAAAGGUGCUUUCGAACAGCGGACAAGCAACUUGCUUAUCCCAUGCGCUUUUGUGACUAAAAGCUGCUGGCGGCUACGUAUGUCUACCUUUCAGAACUGUAUGACAUACGAGAAUCCCAACCAUGGAGCGACAACUUUUGAUUAUCUCUGGUAUUCGCUGCUUACCAUGUUUCAGGUGAUAACUUUGGAAGGAUGGAGCCUCGUCAUGCAUGAUGUGAAGGAUGCUGAAGGGGAGCGAGCCAAUACUUACUUUAUGACGUUAACUGUUCUGGGUACAUAUUUCCUGGCGAACGUUUUCAUCGCCGGUAUCAGUGGUGUAUUUCUUCGUGUUCGAUCAGAGCAUCAGGCUUUGCUGAGGAAAGCCCGUAGAACCUCGGUGUCCUUUUACGAUGCAACGAUGAUGGCACAAGUGCUGAAAGACAAUAUCGUCAAAGCCGACUCGCACAUGCCAUGGUAUAACCGCUUACUCGACAGGUCAAGAAAGGUGCAGCAGAAUGUCGCGAGAGCAUAAAAUCGGACACGGACCUCCCGGCGGACUGCCCUUCAAGCCAGAUCAAUGAGAGUGCGGUCCAGUAGGUCUUUCAGUCGAAGUAUGACGUUAGGAGUUCAAGCAGCGUUGACAGUUUCCGAAAAA